Messenger RNA from Sapajus apella (tufted capuchin), 7769 nucleotides. RefSeq names its product SPG11 vesicle trafficking associated, spatacsin (gene SPG11). Gene Ontology annotation, biological process: synaptic vesicle transport; chemical synaptic transmission; axon extension. The record is from RefSeq and is a predicted model, not a curated record. The coding region runs from base 36 to 7349 and encodes 2437 amino acids. Lineage: Eukaryota; Metazoa; Chordata; Mammalia; Primates; Cebidae. The transcript is spliced from 40 exons. Gene Ontology annotation, cellular component: synapse; dendrite; cytoplasm.
CGGCUAAAGUGACCGGAAGUAACGGCCGGGCCAAGAUGGCUGCAGAGGAGGAGGUCCUGAGUGCUGCGUCCAUCCACACUGCGGCCAUGGAGCGAGUUCUACCCAUGCUGUUGGUGCGGGUCCCCGCCGAAGCUAUGGGGCAGCUGGGCUCCCACGCGCAGCUGCACACACAGCAAGAGGUUCUGGGGAGCCUGACGGCUGCAGGCAGCCUCCAGGUGCUUUCUUUGGCGCCUGGCAGCCAGGGCGGGGGUCGCUGCUGCCUGGAGGGCCCCUUCUGGCACUUUAUGUGGGAGGAUUCUCGUAACAGCAGCACACCAACUGACAAGCCCAAACUGCUCGCUCUUGGUGAAAAUUAUGAACUGCUUAUCUAUGAAUUUAAUUUGAAAGAUGGAAGAUGUGAUGCAGCCAUUUUGUAUAGCUAUAGUGGGGAGGCAUUGCAAAAGCUCAUUGAAGAUCAAGGUAUCAGUAUUUCCUUAUUGUCUUUGAGAAUCCUGUCAUUUUGCAAUAACACAUCAUUACUGUUCAUCAACAAAUGUAUUGUCCUGCAUAUUAUAUUUCCUGAAAGAGAUGCUGCAAUUAGAGUACUCAACUGUUUCACACUACCCUUGCCUAUGCAGGCAGUGGACACAAUUAUUGACACACAGCUCUGCAAAGGAGUUCUUUUUGUUUUGAGUACCUUGGGCUGGAUCUACAUUUUUCACGUUGUGGAUGGUACAUGUGUAGCUCAUGUGGAUUUAACACUUCAUGAAGAAGAUACGUGUAAUGAGCACCAGCAGGAGCCAGCCAAGAUUUUUACUUCACUGAAAGUGUCUCAAGACCUUGAUGUUGUAGUGAUUGUGAGCUCCUCCAACUCCGCAAUUGCUGUUAACUUAAAUUUAUAUUUCAGGCAACACCCAGGACACCUACUGUGUGAAAGAACACUAGAAGACCUUCCUAUUCAAGGACCUAAGGGGAUAGAUGAAGAUGAUCCUGUUAGCUCUGCCUACAGCAUGAAACAGACCAAGUUUUCCUUCCAAAUUGAUAGGUCUUGGAAAGCCCAGCUAUCAUCAUUGAAUGAAACAAUAAAGAACUCCAGACUGAAGGUUUCCUGUUGUGUUCCGUGGUUCAGGGAUAUUUUGCAUUUGGAGUCACCUGAAUCUGGUAACCACAGUACCAGUGUGACAAGCUGGGCAUUCAUUCCACAGGACAUAAUGCACGGGCAAUAUAAUUUUCCACAGAAAGAUCAUGCCAAGACCAGUGAUCCAGGAAGACCAUGGAAGAUAAUGCACAUCAGUGAACAAGAGGAACCCUUAGAGCUUAAAUGUGUGUCUGUGACAGGAUUCACUGCAUUGUUUACUUGGAAAGUGGAAAGGAUGGGCUGUACUAUUGCCCUCUGGGAUUUGGAGACCCAGAGCAUGCAGUGUUUUUCCCUUGGCAGAAAGUGUAUUCCUAUAGACAGUAGUGGAGACCAGCAACUGUGCUUUGUAUUGACAGAAAAUGGACUCUCUCUGAUUUUGUUUGGUUUGACUCAGGAAGAAUUUAUUAACAGACUCAUGAUCCAUGGAAGUGCCAGCACUGUGGACACUCUUUGUCAUCUCAAUGGCUGGGGGAGAUGCUCAAUUCCCAUACAUGCAUUAGAGGCUGGGAUAGAAAAUCGUCAGCUGGACACAGUAGAUUUCUUUCUGAAGAGCAAGGAAAAUCUUUUUAACCCAUCGUCACAAUCUUCUGUACCUGAUCAGUUUGAUCAUUUUUCAUCCCAUUUAUAUUUAAGAAAUGUGGAAGAGUUGAUACCAGCAUUGGAUUUACUUUGCUCAGCAAUUCGGGGAAGUUAUUCUGAACCCCAAAGCAAACACUUUUCAGAACAAUUGCUUAAUCUUACACUGUCUUUCCUUAACAAGCAAAUAAAGGAGCUUUUUAUUCAUACUGAAGAGCUAGAUGAACAUCUACAAAGAGGAGAGAACAUUUUGACUGGCUACAUUAAUGAACUUCGAACCUUCAUGAUAAAGUUUCCUUGGAAGCUGACAGAUGCUAUAGAUGAAUAUGAUGUACAUGAAAAUGUCCCCAAAGUAAAGGAAAGCAGUAUAUGGGAGAAACUCAGCUUUGAGGAAGUUAUUGCCAAUGCCAUUUUAAACAACAAAAUACCAGAGGCACAAACUUUCUUCAGGAUGAAUAGUCAUUCUGCUCAAAAACUUGAGGAGCUGAUUGGAAUAGGCCUAAAUUUGGUCUUUGAGAAUUUAAAAAAAAACAAUAUAAAGGAAGCCUCUGAACUUUUGAAGAAUAUGGGGUUCGAUGUAAAAGACCAAUUGCUUAAGAUAUGCUUCUAUACACCUGAUAAAAAUAUACGGAACUUUUUGGUUGAAAUUUUAAAAGAAAAAAAGUAUUUUUCUGAAAAAGAAAAAAGAACUAUAGACUUCGUGCAUCAAGUUGAGAAACUUUAUUUGGGACAUUUCCAAGAACAUGUGCCAAUCCAGUCAUUUCCCAGGUAUUGGAUAAACGAACAAGAUUUUUUCACGCACAAGUCUGUUUUGGACUCAUUCCUGAAGUAUGAUUGUAAAGAUGAAUUUAACAAACAGGAACACAGAAUUGUGUUAAAUUGGGCUCUGUGGUGGGAUGAACUAACACAAGAAUCCAUUCUUCUCCCCAAGAUAAGUCCAGAAGAAUACAAAUCAUAUUCCCCUGAAGCCCUGUGGAGAUACCUCACAGCUCGCCAUGAUUGGUUAAACAUUAUCCUGUGGAUUGGAGAAUUUCAAACCCAGCAUAGUUAUGCUUCACUUCCACAGAGCAAAUGGCCGCUUCUGACUGUUGAUGUUAUUAACCAGAAUACUUGCUGUAACAACUACAUGAGGAAUGAAAUUUUGGAUAAGUUGGCCAGGAAUGGGGUUUUUCUGGCACCUGAACUGGAAGAUUUUGAAAGCUUCCUCCAAAGACUAAGCCGUAUUGGAGGUGUAAUACAGGAUACCCUCCCUGUUCAAAACUACAAGACCAAAGAAGGUUGGGAUUUCCAUUCUCAGUUCAUUCUAUAUUGUUUGGAGCACAGUCUGCAGCAUCUUCUUUAUGUCUACCUUGACUGUUACAAACUUAGUCCUGAAAAUUGUCCCUUUUUGGAAAAAAAAGAGUUACAUGAAGCACAUCCUUGGUUUGAAUUUUUAGUUCAGUGUCGACAAGUUGCCAGUAAUUUAACAGAUCCCAAACUGAUCUUCCAGGCCAGCCUUGCAAACGCUCACAUUUUGAUUCCCACUAAUCAGGCCAGUGUAAGCAGUAUGCUACUGGAAGGACAUACCCUCCUAGCCCUUGCUACUACAAUGUAUGCUCCUGGGGGUGUCAGCCAGGUUGUUCAGAAUGAAGAAAAUGAAAACUGUAUGAAGAAAGUGGAUCCCCAGCUACUGAAGAUGGCAUUAACUCCUUACCCCAAGCUAAAAACUGCUCUUUUCCCACAGUGCACUCCUCCUAGUGUCCUGCCAUCUGAUAUUACACUCUACCACCUUAUUCAGUCAUUAUCACCCUUUGAUCCUAGCAGAUUGUUUGGCUGGCAGUCUGCUAACACACUAGCUAUAGGAGAUGCAUGGAGUCAUCUCCCACAUUUCUCUAGCCCUGACCUGGUUAAUAAAUAUGCUGUAGUAGAACGUCUGAAUUUUGCUUAUUACUUACAUCAUGGACGACCAUCAUUUGCGUUCGGUACUUUUCUGGUCCAGGAAUUAAUCAAGAGCAAGACUCCCAAGCAGCUGAUCCAGCAAGUAGGCAAUGAAGCCUAUGUUUUAGGGCUCUCCUCCUUCCACGUACCUUCAACAGGAGCUGCAUGUGUCUGUUUCUUAGAAUUGCUUGGACUUGACAGCCUCAAGCUCAGAGUUGAUAUGAAAGUAGCCAAUAUAAUUUUGAGCUACAAGUGUAGAAAUGAAGAUGCUCAGUACAGUUUUAUCAGAGAGUCUAUAGCUGAAAAACUGUCUAAACUAGCUGAUGGUGAAAAGGCAACCACAGAAGAAUUGCUUGUUCUCUUAGAAGAAGGUACAUGGAACAGCAUUCAGCAACAGGAAAUAAUGAGGUUAUCCGGUGAAUCCAGCAGCCAGUGGGCCUUAGUGGUACAGUUCUGCAGGCUACACAAUAUGAAACUGAGCUUGUCUUACCUUAAAGAAUGUGCCAAAGCAAAUGAUUGGCUGCAGUUCAUUAUUCACAGCCAACUCCACAACUACCACCCAGCAGAGGUGAAAUCCCUUAUCCAGUACUUCAGCCCAGUUGUUCAAGACCACUUAAGGCUGGCUUUUGAGAACUUGCCCUCAGUGCCCUCCUCCAAAAUGGACAGCAAUCAAGUCUGCAAUAAGUCCCUGCAGGAACUCCAGGGAAGCAAAGAAGAGAUGACGGAUUUAUUUGGAAUUCUGCUACAGUGUUCAGAGGAGCCAGACUCCUGGCACUGGCUUCUUGUUGAAGCAGUGAAACAACAGGCCCCUAUCCUCAGUGUUCUGGCCUCAUGUCUUCAGGAUGCCAGUGCUGUUUCUUGUCUCUGUGUUUGGAUCAUCACUUCUGUGGAGGACGGUGUUGCAGCUGAAGCAAUGGGACACAUUCAGGACUCAAUAGAGGACCACGCCUGGAACCUUGAGGACCUUUCAGUCAUCUGGAGAACAUUAUUAACAAGACAGAAGAGUAAAACUCUCAUCAGAGGUUUUCAACUUUUCUUUAAGGAUUCCCCAUUACUGUUGGUGAUAGAGAUGUAUGAACUGUGUAUGUUCUUCAAGAAUUAUAAAGAAGCCGAAGCUAAACUUCUGGAGUUUCAAAAGAGCCUUGAAAUGCUUAACACAGCAGCCACAAAGGUCCACCCUGUCAUCCCUGCCAUGUGGCUGGAGGAUCAGGUGUGUUUCCUUUUGAAGCUUAUGCUACAGCAGUGUAAGACCCAGUAUGAGCUGAGGAAGCUUCUACAGCUAUUUGUUGAAAGAGAGCAUCUCUUCUCUGAUGGUCCAGAUGUGAAGAAACUGUGUGUCCUUUGCCAAAUUUUGAAGGAUACAUCCAUAGCCAUUAAUCUUAUCAUUAUUACCAGCUAUAGCAUUGAGAAUUUUCAGCGUGAAUGUAGAUCUAUUUUGGAAAGACUGCAGACAGAUGGACAGUUUGCUUUGGCCAGAAGGGUAGCAGAAUUAGCUGAGUUGCCUGUGGACAACUUGGUUAUUGAAGAGAUAACACGGGAAAUGCAAACCCUAAAACACAUUGAACAGUGGUCACUAAAACAAGCAAGAAUUGACUUCUGGAAAAAAUGCCAUGAGAAUUUUCAGAAAAAUUCAAUUUCAAGCAAAGCAGCUUCUUCCUUUUUCUCAGCUCAGGCCCAUGUGGCAUGUGAGCACCCAACUGGACAGAGCAGCAUUGAGGAGCGCCAUCUGCUGCUCACCCUGGCAGGGUACUGGCUUGCCCAGGAGGACCCGGUGCCUCUGGACAAGCUGGAGGAGCUGGAGAAGGAGAUCUGGCUCUGCCGCAUCACCCAGCACACACUUGGAAGAAAUCAGGAAGAAACAGAGCCCAGAUUUUCUCGACAGAUCUCAACUAGUGGUGAACUUUCCUUUGAUAGUUUAGCCAAUGAGUUUUCCUUCUCCAAGUUGGCUGCUCUGAACACAUCAAAAUACUUAGACCUUAACAGCAUUCCAUCCAAAGAGACAUGCGAGAGUAGACUGGAUUGGAAAGAGCAGGAGUCACUAAACUUUUUGAUUGGGCGCCUACUGGAUGAUGGCUGUGUGCAUGAAGCAAGUAGGGUAUGCCAGUAUUUUCAUUUUUAUAAUCAAGAUGUCACUUUGGUGUUGCACUGCAGAGCACUGGCCUCAGGAGAAGCUAGUGUGGAGGAUGUGCACCCGGAGAUCCAUGCUCUCCUACGAAGUGCUGAGCUGCUUGAGGAAGAAGAGCCUGAUGUUCUCCUAAGGAGAGUCCACAGCACCUCAAGUCUGGAUAGUCAAAAGUUUGUGACAUUGCCCUCCAAUGAUGAAGUGGUGACUAACUUGGAAGUGCUGACAAACAAAUGCCUCCAUGGGAAGAACUACUGUCAACAGGUCCUCUGUCUGUAUGAUCUUGCCAAGGAGUUGGGCUGUUCCUACACAGAUGUUGCUUCUCAGGAUGGUGAAGUCAUGCUCCGGGAAAUCUUGGCCUCACAGCAGCCUGACCGAUGCAGACGAGCCCAGGCCUUCAUCAGCACCCAGGGCCUUAACCUAGAUACUGUGGCUGAACUCGUGGCAGAAGAGGUGACACGGGAGCUGCUGACUCCAUCACAGGGAACAGGACAUAAGCAGAUGUUCAGCCCAACAGAGGAAAGCCACACAUUUCUUCAGCUUAUCACUCUGUGUCAAGACCGCACAUUGGUAGGAAUGAAGUUGUUGGAUAAGAUUUCCUCCGUUCCCCAUGGGGAAUUGUCUUGCACCACAGAGCUCCUGAUCCUGGCACAUCAUUGCUUCACCCUGACAUGCCACAUGGAGGGCAUCAUCCGAGUUCUACAGGCUGCCCGGAUGCUCACAGAUAACCACCUGGCCCCCAGUGAGGAGUAUGGGCUGGUGGUACGGCUCCUCACUGGCAUUGGAAGGUACAACGAGAUGACAUACAUAUUUGAUUUGCUGCAUAAAAAGCACUACUUCGAAGUGCUGAUGAGGAAGAAGCUGGAUCCGAGUGGUACCCUGAAGACAGCCCUGCUGGACUAUAUCAAACGCUGUCGUCCUGGAGACAGUGAGAAGCACAAUAUGAUUGCCCUGUGCUUCAGUAUGUGCCGGGAGAUUGGCGAGAACCACGAGGCAGCUGCCCGCAUCCAACUGAAAUUGAUUGAGUCUCAGCCCUGGGAGGACAGCCUCAAGGAUGGGCACCAGCUGAAGCAACUACUGUUGAAAGCCCUGACUCUAAUGCUGGAUGCAGCAGAGAGUUAUGCCAAGGACUCCUGUGUGCGACAGGCCCAGCACUGUCAGCGGCUCACCAAGUUGAUAACUCUGCAGAUUCACUUUCUGAACACUGGCCAGAACACAAUGCUCAUCAACUUGGGCCGCCACAAGCUGAUGGACUGUAUCCUGGCCCUACCUCGGUUCUAUCAGGCUUCUAUUGUGGCUGAGGCCUAUGAUUUUGUUCCAGAUUGGGCUGAAAUUUUAUACCAGCAAGUGAUUCUUAAAGGAGAUUUUAAUUACUUGGAAGAAUUUAAGCAGCAAAGGUUAUUAAAGUCCAGUAUAUUUGAAGAGAUUUCAAAAAAAUAUAAACAACAUCAGCCUACUGACAUGGUCAUGGAAAACCUGAAGAAAUUACUCACAUAUUGUGAAGAUAUUUACUUGUAUUACAAGUUGGCUUACGAACACAAGUUUUAUGAAAUUGUAAAUGUGCUUCUAAAGGACCCUCAGACGGGCUGUUGUCUGAGGGACAUGCUAGCAGGUUAGAUGAUUUCAUAGGUGCCCGUUUUCUUGUACUGUUAGCAGGUUCUGACGGAUGUGGUGAGUAGAAAAAUGCAUUAGAGAUCUUUGCUAAAGUUGAACAAUCCUGGUACUGUACCAUGUCAGUCAUUUGAAGGUAGUAGGCAGCGACUGAGAAACUUCAGAAAAAUUCCUAUUUAAAUUGGAUUGAUUUUAGAUGAUUGUUCAUCUAUACCAUUUUAUAUAGAUACUAGUAUUAAGAUCAAAAGCUUCCUCUUCCUCAGGACAGCUUCUACUUUAGAUGAUCCAAUAAUUAUUAAAGAAUACCUGUACCUUCAGAUUCCAGUUUCAAAGAAAUUUAAUAUUAUUUACACAGUUAAGUAACAGGUGAUACAUUUUCAUUUGUUAGAAACUGAUCUUUCUGUAAUAAAAUAGAUUUUUAAUUCA